This is a messenger RNA of Lampris incognitus (smalleye Pacific opah), 2317 nucleotides long. It is a transcript of the gene smpd5, whose product is annotated as sphingomyelin phosphodiesterase 5. The transcript has 8 exons. The record is from RefSeq and is a predicted model, not a curated record. Gene Ontology annotation, cellular component: cytoplasm; extracellular region. Gene Ontology annotation, biological process: sphingomyelin metabolic process. Bases 268 to 2031 code for a protein of 587 amino acids. NCBI's taxonomy places the organism in Eukaryota, Metazoa, Chordata, Actinopteri, Lampriformes, Lampridae. Gene Ontology annotation, molecular function: sphingomyelin phosphodiesterase activity.
GAACGUAUGUAUAGUUGUGAGUGAAUUUAAGAAAAAAAUAAAAUAAAAAACAGAAGUUUCCAAUAAAACAGUUAGUUUCAAAAACGAUCCGUUUGUCCGCGUGACUGUUGAUUUCUCUGGAGUCGAUCAGGCUGAGGAAUGCCCCCACUCUUCGCGCAAGAGAUCCCAGUGGGGCCUAAAGGGGAAAAGCUGUCUAUGAGAAUGAGGUUGGAACUGCCCGUCUUGGUAUCAUUAGUCCUCACCUGUGUUUAGAGAAGGUGUGGAGGCAUGGCUCUGCGGGUGUCCCCAUUCCCUAACGGUUUUGUUGCAGGUGUCCACGCAGUUGGUUGGGCUCUCAUUCUGCCAUGUUUCUGGUUCCUGGACCGCCUCAUUGCCGUGUGCAUGUCCACUACUCAAGAGCGAACCCAACGACUGGAGCAAUGCCACCUCCACCCUCUCAAGGUGUUCUUUGGCUCUGUUGUCUUUUUUCUCCUUUUUCUCAUCUCAGCUCCCUUUGCCUUUCUGGGCUUUCUGCUCUGGGCACCACUCCAAGCCUGUCGCAGACCCUUCGCUUACCACAGAAAGGCAUCGUCCUCACUGGAGAAAGAGACGAACCAAGGCUUUGAGUUGAGCGGAAAGGCAUCUUUUGGCUUUGCAACGGCAAACCUGUGUCUGUUGCCAGACAGCCUGGCUCGCUUCAACAACCUCGGGCACACCCAGCAGCGGGCGACUGCCAUUGGCCAACACAUUGUGCAAGGUGUUAGCCGGCCACAUAUCCGCGUCUUUGUUGACUCUCCCAGCAGCUGUGGCACUCUAAGUCCAUCCAGCAGCCUUCUCCCCACAGCCAACCCCUCUGUGUAUGGGGCUACUGAAAGCCAGGCCCACCCACCUGUGAUUGAAAGCUUGGAUGGGAACUCUGUUGAAGAAGAGGUCACAGUCCCCAGUUGUGGCCAUGUGCCUGACACAUCCUGCAAUGAUUCAGAAGAUUCUUCUGCCUCUGAAACACCGACUCCCCUCAUCAACACCAACCACACCUCAAACCAGCAGGAGCGGGCAGUUCAUAAGGGUACUCCCCGGGCUCUACACUCCCGAGGUAUGGGCCAGGGGGACGACGUACCCUGGGAAGUAUCCUCGUUGUUCCCAGCCAAUGUGGAUAUCCUAUGCCUAGCGGAAGUGUUCGAUAAAAGGGCAGCGAAGAAGCUUAAAGAUGCCCUCCGACCCCUCUUUGGUCACAUCCUGUAUGAUGUAGGCAUCUACGCCUGCCACCCGCCCGGCUGCUGUUCCUCCUUCAAGUUCUUCAACAGUGGCCUGUUCUUGGCCAGCCGCUUCCCAGUGCUGGAGGCCAAGUACCACUGUUUCCCCAAUGGCCGUGGAGAGGAUGCACUGGCUGCUAAGGGCCUGCUUUCUGUCAAGGUGCUGAUUGGACAGGACCAGAAACGGAAGGAAGUGGUUGGCUUUUUUAACUGCACACAUCUUCAUGCACCAGAGGGUGAGGGGGAAAUCCGCUGUGAGCAGCUCAACAUGAUAACACAGUGGAUCGGCGAGUUUCAAGCCGUCAGCAAACGGCCUGAAGAAGUGGUUGUUUUCGAUGUGCUCUGCGGAGAUUUCAACUUCGACAACUGUUCACCUGAUGACGGUAUGGAACAGAAGCACGCUCUAUUUGAGCUCUACAGUGACCCGUGCAGAGCAGGGCCUGGUAAAGAGAAGUCAUGGGCAAUUGGUACUCUGCUAGAGCAGCCCACUUUGUAUGAGGAACACGUGAGGACUCCAGAAAAUCUACAAAGAACUUUGGAGCAAGAGGAGCUGAGGAAGCAGUUUAUCUCCCCUCCUGUACCUGCGGUUGGCUGUCCCCUGGCUUACCCCGACCUUGGCCAUCCCUGGGUUGGACGUCGGAUCGACUACGUCCUGUAUCGCGAGAGUUCCAUUGCAGAGCACUGCCGAACAGAAAUUGAAGAAUUUACCUAUGUAACCCAGCUGGCUGGCCUUACUGACCAUAUUCCCGUGGGCUUGAGACUGAAUGUAAUUAUGGACUCUGAGUGUGCUGGUGAAUGAGGACCAAAAUGGGCAGAAAGUGGAAAAAAUAUAUAUAUGUAAAAUGCCCGUGUCUGUAUGAGAACAAUGAUGUACAGUUGACCUGUGUUUUCUUAUACGACAAACUGUUGAUCAUUGAAAUUGCCUCAGGUGGGAUAAUUGAACAUCCCAGAGUGUUUGUCUGUUAACUGAAAUAAUACUGUAAAAAAAAAGCUUCAUCUGCCAGUGUUUUAUACAUGCAGGCCUUAUCAGGCCAGGGGAAUUGAUAUCUUGUACUGUUUAUUUCUCAUGGAGAUUUUUUUUCUUC